Pseudopipra pipra is the source of this 804-nucleotide messenger RNA. Its product is annotated as olfactory receptor 14J1-like. Bases 1 to 804 code for a protein of 267 amino acids. Gene Ontology annotation, biological process: G protein-coupled receptor signaling pathway. Gene Ontology annotation, molecular function: olfactory receptor activity; G protein-coupled receptor activity; odorant binding. The record is from RefSeq and is a predicted model, not a curated record. Gene Ontology annotation, cellular component: membrane. The transcript has a single exon. NCBI's taxonomy places the organism in Eukaryota, Metazoa, Chordata, Aves, Passeriformes, Pipridae.
AUGGGCUUCUUCCUGCUCAACCUCUCCCUCACAGACCUGGGCUGCAUCUGCACCACUGUCCCCAAAGCCAUGCACAGUUUCCUCUGGAACACCAGAACCAUCACCUACACAGGAUGUGCUGCACAGGUUUUUGUCUACAUAAUCUUUCUUAGAGCAGAGUUUUCCCUCCUCACCAUCAUGUGCUACGACCGCUACGUUGCCAUCUGCAAACCCCUGCACUACGGGACCCUCCUGGGCAGCAGAGCUUGUGCCCACAUGGCAGCAGCUGCCUGGACUGCUGGGUUUCUCAUUGCUCUGCUGCACACACCCAGUACAUUUUCCCUGCCCCUGUGCCAGGGCAAUGCCCUGGACCAGUUCUUCUGUGAAAUCCCACACAUCCUCAAGCUCUCCUGCUCACACUCAGGCUACCUCAGGGAACUUGGGCUUAUUGUGUUUAGUGCCUGUUUAAUGAUUGGGUGUUUCAUUUUCAUUGUUUUCUCCUAUGUGCAGAUAUUCAGGGCUGUGCUGAGGAUCCCCUCUCAGCAGGGACGGCACAAAGCCUUUUCCACGUGCCUCCCUCACCUGGCCGUGGUCUCCCUGUUCCUCAGCACGUUAUUCUUUUCCUACCUGAAGCCCCCCUCCAUCUCCUCCCCAUCCCUGGAUCUUAUUGUGUCACUCAUGUACUCAGUGGUGUCUCCAACACUGAACCCCCUCAUCUACAGCCUGAGGAACCAGGAGCUCAAGGAUGCCAUGAGGAAGCUGAUAACUGGGUGUUUUUCAGAAGCAAUAAACUCUCCUUCUUCUCCAUGUUAUGUACCUCAUUAA